AUGUCGUUGAAGUUACCACAAGCACCAAACUCAGGCUUAUUCAAACAAGGAUACUCCUCCUUCUCCAAUGCCGACGGAGCCAUUAUCAGAAAUGUUGAAGCAGUUCGUGAAAUCGCCUCUAUCUUACUCACCUCCAUGGGUCCAAGUGGAAGAAACAAGAUCAUCGUCAACAAGUUGGGCAAAAAAUUCAUCACCAACGAUGCCGCCACCAUGCUUAACGAAUUGGAAAUUGUCCACCCCGUAGUGAAAAUCUUGAUCCAGGCAUCAAAGCAGCAGGAAUUCGAAAUGGGCGACAACACUAACCUAGUAAUCAUCCUUGCUGGCGAGUUCCUCAACGUUGCUGAAAAAUUGUUAACAUUGGGCUUGAAUGUCAGUGAAAUCAUCCAGGGGUUCAACUUGGCAAACAAGUUUGUGAUGAAAACAUUGGACGAGUUGGUCGUUGAAAAAGUCGAGUCGUUCGAAACUGACCUAUUAAAAGCAGUGAAGCCAGUGAUCGCCGCUAAACAGUACGGCGUAGAAGAUACCAUCGCCAAACUCGUCGUUGAUGCCGUUGCCCUAGUUAUGAAGAACGGGUCUUUCAAUGUCGACAACAUAAGAGUGGUCAAGGUCAUGGGUGCAUCGCUCUCCCAAUCGCAAGUGGUCAAGGGUAUGGUCUUCCCAAGAGAACCUGAAGGUACCGUCAAAAACGCCGCCAAAUCCAAAGUUGUCGUGUUUACCAACCCCAUCGAUAUUUCCACCACCGAAACCAAAGGUACAGUGCUCCUCCACAAUGCCCAGGAAAUGCUUGAUUUCACCAAGGGCGAAGAACAACAGUUGGACCAGUUGUGCAAGGAAAUCCACGAUUCAGGAGUUAAGGUGGUUGUUGCUGGUUCUAGUGUGGGCGAGUUGGCGUUACAUUACCUCAACAAGUACGGCAUCUUGGUGUUGAGAGUGCCAUCGAAAUUCGAUUUAAGAAGAAUCUGCCAGGUGUGUGGCGCCACCCCCUUGCCUCGUUUGGGCGCACCAACACCAGACGAAAUGGGCGAAAUCGAUAUCAUCGAAACCAAAGAAAUUGGUGGCGACAGAGUUACAAUCUUUAGACAGGACGAGUCGAGCUCAAGAACUGCCACCAUAGUCGUAAGAGGGGCAACCCAAAACAACUUGGACGAUAUUGAAAGAGCUAUUGACGACGGUGUAAACUCCAUCAAAGGAUUGAUCAAAGAUAACAGAUUAUUGCCUGGUGCCGGUGCAGUUGAAAUAGAGUUGAUGAAGCGUAUCACCGCCUAUGGCGAGUCCACUCCUGGGCUCUUGCAAUUAGCUAUAAAGAGUUUUGCCAAGGCAUUUGAGGUGAUCCCAAGAGUGUUGGCCGAAACUUCUGGUCACGACUCUUCAGAAAUAUUAAGUAAACUCCAUGCUGCCCACGCUGAAGACACUGGUCUCAGAGCUGGUAUCGAUAUAGAUUCAGGAGAGGUGGCUGAUACUGCCGUGUUGGAUAUCUUGGCUACAAAGAAAUCCGCUAUAGAUUUAGCUGUUGAUGCUACAAACACUAUCUUAUCUAUAGAUCAAAUAAUCAUGGCUAAAAGAGCUGGAGGCCCAGUUAUGCCACAACAGCCAAGACCGGGCAACUGGGAUCAAGACGACUGA
Molecule: messenger RNA, 1623 nt
Organism: Candida albicans SC5314
Lineage: Eukaryota; Fungi; Ascomycota; Pichiomycetes; Serinales; Debaryomycetaceae
Gene: CCT8
Product: chaperonin-containing T-complex subunit
Exons: 1
Coding region: 1-1623 (540 amino acids)
Biological process (GO): protein folding
Cellular component (GO): chaperonin-containing T-complex
Molecular function (GO): ATP binding; ATP-dependent protein folding chaperone; ATP hydrolysis activity
Source: RefSeq, a predicted model, not a curated record